Messenger RNA from Geodia barretti, 3751 nucleotides. The record is from the annotation of a GenBank genome assembly. Lineage: Eukaryota; Metazoa; Porifera; Demospongiae; Tetractinellida; Geodiidae.
AAGCCGUACUUUUCUCUGCCCCAGCCGCUACACCUCCUCCUUGGCUCACACGCGAGAUGUGGAGUCGUCGCCGCAGCUCUGGCCGUGACCUGCUACUGGAACAGCCUGGAGUGCGGCCUCGUGCACGAUGACAUAUUCGCCAUUCGUGACAACGCCGACGUGCGUCCCGGAACACCCCUCGCCAGCGCCUUCUCCGACGACUUCUGGGGCAAGCCCAUGAGCUCCAACGUGAGCCACAAGUCGUAUCGACCGCUCACGAUCCUCAGCUUCCGCGCCAAUUACGCUCUCCACGGGCUGGAGCCGUGCGGGUACCACGCAGCGAACGUGGGGCUCCACGCCGUAGUGACGGUGAUGGUCGGCUGGUUGUGCCGGAGACUGGUAUUCCCCGAGCCCGACCUGACGUUUCUGGUCAUGUGUCUGUUUGCAAGCCACCCUGUGCACACUGAGGCCGUGACAGGUGUGGUAGGUAGAGCAGAGUUGCUGUCCAGUGUCUGUUUCCUCAUCUCUCUCAUCUCCUACACCACCUCACUCUCUCACAGCCCUUACCAGCAAACACUCAGAGUGUUGGUGAGUAUAUUGUUGGGAGGAGUUGCGAUGUUGUUCAAAGAGACCGGGGCCACUGUGUUUGGAGUGUGUCUGGCAUAUGACUUGCUGGUCCACUCUCGUCUACAACUCUUGAGGUGCCUCGUGAAGCGAACAUCUCCCGUCUUCCCCACUCUCUCCCCUCUCCUCCUCCGCUCCCUCUCCCUCCUCCUCACCUCCACCCUCCUCCUAAUCACCAGGGUCCUCCUCCUCCACGGCAACCUCCCUCGGUUCUCCGAUCACGACAAUCCCGCCUCCUUCUCUCCCCUAGUCCUCACCCGGGCCCUCACUUAUUCCUACCUCUACUUCUUUAACGCCAGACUCCUCACAUUCCCUCUUACUCUCUGCUACGACUGGCAGAUGGGCUCCAUCCCACUAGUUGAGACUCUGGCUGAUACAAGGAACACUGGGACCCUGUUGUUUUUCAUCUUCCUCCUAUCUCUCUCCAUUUCAUCGCUCUUCAGGUUUAGUUCACGGAAAACUAGUUCCAGAGGUGUGCUGCUGUCCCUGUUGGUGAUGGUGGUCCCCUUCCUCCCUGCCUCCAACCUUCUCUUCAGAGUUGGCUUCGUGGUGGCAGAGAGAGUCCUAUACAUACCCAGCAUCGGCUACUGCAUCCUACUUGUCCAGGGCGUGAAAACCAUUUCGCUCAGACUCCGCCCACUGCCACACCCUCCCACAGCCUCCCCCCUCCCACCCUCCCCACGUGCACCCAGAUCACAUCUCCCCCUCUUUCUCCUGGUCCUACUGCUGGUUGGACUGUUCUCUGUACGAACUGUAGUCAGGAACUCUGUCUGGACUUCUCGCGAAUCUCUCUUCAGGUCGGGUCUGGCGACAGUUCCCCACAAUGCAAAGAUCCACUACAACUAUGCCAACUAUCUGAGUGACUCGGGGAGACUGGAUGAGGCAGCUCACCACUACUACCAGGCCCUCAGACUGGCUCCAGACCACGCCUCCUCCCACAACAACCUGGGCAGCCUCCCGGGCCUCGACCUCCACGAGGCCGAGUUCCAUUUCAGAGAGGCCGUUCGCUAUAACCCCACUCACUACAGAGCUCUCUACAACCUCGGGAACAACCUUCUGAACCAAGGAAGGCUGGAGGAAGCUGAAAAAGCACUCAGAGAGAGCCUCAGAGUGAACGGUGAGUACCACGGUUCGCUGAUGACUCUGGCCACCAUCCUGACUGACACCGGGCGGGGCCAGGAGGGACUCCGCCUCAUGGAGCGGGCAGUGGGCGUGGCUCCCAGCGACACCCUUGUCAGAAACAACAUGGCCGCCCUCCUCCUCCGCCAAGGUAGAGUGGAAGAGGCAAUCAGGGAGUACCAGUACAGUCUGUCCCUAGACCCAACCCAGACGACAGCCAUGAACAAUCUCGCCCGAGCCUACAGGUCACGAGGUGAAAACAGCAAUGCCGAGCACUGGCUUCUGCAGUCGCUGGGGGUCAGUCAAGACAUUGACACCUUGAUCUCUCUCGGUGCACUCUACUUCAACACUGGCAGAUACCCUGAGGCGGCGCAGGUCUUCUCCAGAGCUCUGGAUCUCCAGCCUCACCACCUGGAGUCCCAGUGCAGCUUUGUGCAGAGUUUGAUCCAACUCCGCCAGGAAGAAGAGGCAGAGGCGGAGGCAAGGGCUGCUCUGGACCGCCACUCCCAUGCCCCCUGUCUCCAUCUCUCUCUUGCCACUCUCCUCUCCAAGAACAACAGCCGUUUGCAGGAGGCCGUCCAUCAUUCGAAGCUGGCUCUGGAAGCAGAAGAUGUCCAGAGCAGAGCAGAAGCCAGCCUCAUUCUUGCCGUGGUGCUGAAAGAUUUGGGCCAACUUGAUAAGGCCGAGGAUAGCUACCGUCAGGCGAUUGCCCUCUCUCCUAAUAUGCUGAAUGCCCACAUGAACCUCGGAGCUCUCUUGCACAUUAGGAAGAAGUAUGCUGAAGCCAGAGUGUACUACGAGAAGGCACUGUCUCUGCACCCUGGAAACAGAUUGGUGACUGAAAACCUGGCCAAGUUGAACAGAGUUCAUAAGCAAGGCUCAUCUGCUUUAUAACUUCAUCGUCACUAAUAGAGCGCGCGCGUGUGCGAGCGUGGGGCGGGCGGGGUCGUCGCGUGUCGCGCGUCGCGCAUGCGCGGACUGCGUGUGAAAGCGUAGGUAUUUUUACUCGCCGAGCGAGCACUGGCGUAGUCAAGCAGAGUGACGGAGAAAUGCAGUUGUGCAUGGUGUUAGUAGCGUGUGGCUGGACAGUAGUGCUAGUAGGGUCCGUCCACCUGCAAAAUCGGCAGUCGACUACUGAUGAUCAUGCAGAGAAGAGAGCUGCUAACGGAGACUCUGGAAGUAAUGCAACCUGCAUAUCAUUUAGUACAAUAGCUUUAUAUAUACCUUAGGGAGCAUAAUUUACUUGGAUGAUGAGAAAGUUCUAUAAUGCUCUAGUGGAGUGAGGAGGACUUGCUAUUUGUACUAUUGUUGUCACACAAAGUUUGAUGCCACACUAUGAAUGGUCUUGUGCAGAUGAGGUGAUAUCGGGAAAUACAAGCAGCGUCCUUUUCCCUAGCAGAACCUGCAUCUACCAUGAGUCAACCAAGAGUACAAAACCUCCGUAUACACUAGAUACUCUGAUGAGAGUCCACGACGCCACAUACGGUCGCCUCCAACUCAACCACACCUCUCGUCCCCACGCCAUCUGGAGACUCAUCUGUGCCCGCGAUCCAGAGACACGAGAGCGGGGCACGCCGAGCAUCGUCCUCAUGAAGAUGAACACGACCAUCGGAGACUACAUCCAGAUCAAGUCAAAGAGACUCCAGGGCUGCUCGUACACAUACAGAGGCUUUGUGUUCAGUAAGAAAUCCAUUCUCAUUGGAUAUGUCCCAAGUCCACAUACGGAGGGAGGCGAGCUAGAGCUGGGAUAUAUCUGCAUCAAGAGAAGUAUGACAACAUUAGCUACCAGUCUCUUCAACAGACGGCCAAUGGAGCACAUUCAGAAUGAAGACAUGUUUGACAGAGUGGCAGGCCUCCUGAGAGAGGGGGAGGAGGGGCUGCUGACCAUCGGGGCCACUGACCCUGAGCUACGCCGCGUCAUCGACCUGGCCUCAGUCUCACCACGUCGAGAACAGUCCGGGUCAGGGGGAAACAGCGCGGCCGAUUACGACUAACACCUUAAUCCUCUCUUCCAUCAUAUUUCUCCCUA